Messenger RNA from Bemisia tabaci, 4288 nucleotides. Its product is annotated as pancreatic triacylglycerol lipase. The record is from RefSeq and is a predicted model, not a curated record. NCBI's taxonomy places the organism in Eukaryota, Metazoa, Arthropoda, Insecta, Hemiptera, Aleyrodidae. Gene Ontology annotation, biological process: lipid catabolic process. Gene Ontology annotation, molecular function: triacylglycerol lipase activity.
UAAAACGCCGCAAAUUUGUUUUACCGUGGAUACGUCUUAAAAUAUUUUCCCACCUCGAUUAUAAAUAUUUCUCUUUUUACCUAUCUACAGAGGUUUAGGUAGCUGAAGAGAUACGUUCCGUUUAGCGAGCACAACGCAUAUAGGUACAAGUACUUCGCACAAACUGCUCUCGUUCUUGAUACGGCAGAGCUUUGGGGAAUAUUAUAGCUGAAGCCAGACGGUCGAGCUGAUUACGACGACUAGACUUUAUAAUGCAGAGGGGAAAUAUUUGCAUUGCAAUAUUGCUAUACUUAGGUAAAAUCUUUGUCAGGAAUAAAUGAAUCUAAAGUAGAUCAAUGAAUAGAAUAAAUUAAUGCGUUGCUUUCUCAAUUUACUCACAUUUUUAUAUAGCGUACAAAACUGGUUAAAUUUUUAGGUUUUUCUUGCAAGAUACGAGAGUUGGCACUAUCUUAGUGGCAUUGCAGUGAUAUUGGUUCUUUUUUGUUAAAUGCAGUUUCAUUAAUAGCAUCCAUUAUUCUACCAUCAACAAUAAAUUGAUCAGCAACUAAUGAGAAUCAGGGCGAAGAAGGCUGUCAGUGUGGCUGGCCUGAUGCCCGCUGUCACAGCUCCGCACAAUGGAACGUGUCAAAGCAAAAAGUUAGACAUGAUGUGAAAAUUUUAAAAGCGUAUACUUUCAUGAACACAAAACUUAGAAGCUUGGAGGUAAUUCUAUUGGUUUUCUUGAGGAUUUUCCUCAAGAUGCUAUAUUUAAAAUUUAUAUUGUGAUAAAAUACACAUCAAAAUAUACAGUUUUUAUCGAAAUUGUAUGUCCGACCUCUCUUGAUGACUUGUUUACUGUGCGCCGCUGCGAUUUCUGCCUUAGCAACGAUGAGUCGUGGCCAUUUAAAUUCAAGGUAGGCGAUACACCACCCCUCCUCUUCCUAAACCACUCAUGUUCGCCGGUGUCCACUCCGGUAUAGAGGCGAAUUUUCUCACAAGUUUCUCACGCCUGUCACACCGACACCAGUGAUUUCCUCCCGCUGCCAAUGAAUCCACGGAAAUGAUCCGGUAACUACUCAAAAGAUUUUGCCCGAUCGGCUGUCGACCGUCCGUUGCGUAAAGUUGAGACUUUAAAAACUUUGGAACUAGGCAACCCGCUUGCACGCCAGAGGCAUUCGAAGACCGUUCCAGGGAAAUUUCCAGCAUUCAGCAAAAUUUUUUGAAAAAAAAAUGUACCCUCUUCUCUUGUUUUUCUUCAUAUCCGGUAUAAAGGGUUUAUCAGUGGUCUCAACCGGAAAUGUUCUAUUUGAUAAAGUGGUUGUGCCUGCGGGUUGCGUGAUUCCUCGGGAUGUGGACAAUAUCGCCAGGGCAGCGCUCCUCCAACAAUGUAUCUCCCCUUCCAAAGGAAAAAAGCUUGAUGAGGAAAGAUGCUUUGGAGAGCUGGGAUGUUUUCCGAUGAAAUCGCCGUGGACCAGCAACCUACGACCUUUCCCUCAACCGAUGACUCCUGACGAGAUACAGCCACAAUUGGUCUUCUACUCCAGAGAUAACCCUGAGGUGGGCCAAGUUGUUCAAUUAUGGCCGAACAUCUCAACAAAUGGAUUGAAAUUCGAUCCCAAACGGCCUUAUACCACUUUCAUGACCCAUGGAUUCGCCAGUAACUGUAAUACAACAUGGAUCCAACAUUUGAAAGAUAACUAUUUAAAACAGCGCGACGCAAAUGUUUUCCUUGUUGACUGGAACAAAGGUGCCAACUUACUCAACUAUCUUCAAGUAGCAUCAAACACCCGUGUAGUUGGCGCUGCUGUAAGCCGGUUUGUUAAAUAUCUGAGGGAAGCGAAAGGUGUAAAACCAGGCCAGAUUCAUUUGAUCGGCCACAGUCUUGGAUCUCAUAUUUCUUCCUACGUGGCCAAAUCCAACCCAAAAAUUAGCGUUUUGACAGCGCUUGACCCCGCUCAACCCGGAUUUGAAGGGUCGCCCGCUGCGGUGCGACUGGACAAGAGCGACGCAGAGUUUGUGGAAGUAGUUCACACCAGUGGCCGACCAUUUAUUCCACUCCUUGGGUUCGGAUUCAUUACCACCGUUGGACAUGUUGAUUUCUACUUCAAUGGAGGCGCUCUGCAACCGAAAUGCAAAAUACCACCCUUCGACUCAGUGAACAUUACUUCUAUCUCUGAUUUAGUUUUAGUCCCUGUGGAAGUUUUAUCGGAAUGGGUUGGAUGCUCUCAUAACUUGGCUCAUGAGUAUUACAGCGAGGCAAUUUUGACCGGAAACAAUAACUGCUCGUUUGUAGCCAGGAAAACUGGCGCUGUUGAACACCUGUCGAACACUUUCAGUGCUGGGUACGCUAACAAGUUAACGAACCCAAUUUUAUCAAGGAUUGGAGAUUGCGACGCCGAAAAAUGUUCCAUUUUCGGGCUGGACAUCUAUCGAUACCCAACCAUUGGCAAAUUCACCAUCAACACUAACUCAGAUCCUCCUUUCUGCCUACUUGAAGUUGACCGACAGAAGUCUCUGGCGAAAGCAGUUAGUGAAAGAGAGCAAAACAAAGUAUCCCAGGCGGAUUCAAAAUCUGCAGUCAACCUUACAGAGACCUCAAAAGGAGCACCGAAUGCAACCACCACAGUGAAGUCUAUAUUAUCACCAGUGAAGAAUGUCUUCAGUAAAGUCAAGUCAUUUAUUUAAACCGGUUUAUACUUCCAAAUCUUCGAGAAGAACAUGCAGCCAACUUUCGGUUGAGAUCAUCAAAUUCUGGAAAACAAAUCAAGCGUGUUGUUCAAGAAUGAAAGCAUCUUCAAUUAAUCAUGUAUAAUAUCAGAUUGAGUUGGUUUUUCAACCCUAGGGCAACAUUCAGUUGCUCUUUCAUGUUGAAGAUUUCAAUACUCAAAAUUUGGCAGUUUCAUGCUCAACUUAUUGAAUAGAAUCCGCAGGUGGUCAAUUUUGAGCUCAGCAUCUAUUUAUGCUGGCCAAGUUAUGAUUUUCAUAUUCAAGGGAAAAUUUUGAUUUAUUUGCAUUGAAUUACAGUUGAUGUCAGUAUCAGCCUUUUUAGGUUGUGUAAAGUUUCAUUUCUAAUUGAUAGAAACUUAAUUUCUCCAAGCUGUGAGAAUUUCUACACUCUCUUGUCAUUCAUCUACAGAUACUCAAAACUAUGUUAUUACAUGUUGCCAUUUAAAAAUGUAUUUAUGUAUUUAUCAAUUAAUUUAUGAAUUUUUAGCACGUAUUUGAUUUAAUUUUGCUAUUCUUGUUAUUUCGAGGGUGAAGGGGAGGGGGAGAGGGGCGUGAAAUGAGCGAAGUUCAUGUAUGCAACAAUGCUACAUUGUAAGCAAAAGCGGUGUUCUUAGCUAGGAGUCUUGAUAUACUUACCUUUCUAUCACUAGGUGUAUUAAACUUUUCAAUUAUAUCAAAAGUGGCAACGCUUUAUUUUCGGAAGUGUAUGCAAAAUUAAGGAACAAGCGGAGAAAAAGAGACAUUCGCAAGAGAUAAUUACGAUAAUAAUUUGUGUGAUAAUAAUUUGUGACGAAUGAAACGUGACAAAGAAAAACUCAAAAUUUUUGGCAGAGUGUAUAUCAAAAGUAUACGAUUUUCGGACAAAAUUCAGUGAAUAUGAAGGAUCUAGUGCAUAAACUGUUAUACAUUAAGAAAGUAAAGUAAUUACAGCCAUUUUUGGCAUCCUUGUAAGGCACUGAAUGAUAAAACGAGUACAACGAAGUCAAGGGCAAAAUGAUGAGGAUCUGACUGCUAAAAGCCACCCAUGAAUAUAUUUUCGUAAAAUAGUACAACAUGUUAACUUUAUUCUCGAUGAUCUCAAAAUUACAGAAAGGCACUUAAAAAAAUCAUGGAUCAGAUCCAUCAUAUGUACAUGCUCUAGAAAAGGACUUAGUUAAUAUUUUUUAUGUAACUCAGUAGAUAUAUAAUGAUUUCAGUAAUUCAGAUAAUUCGGUAGAUAGUUUUCUCACUCGAUUUUUCUAAAACUUAAUACGUAAAAUCCGUACUUCAUCCAAACUCUCAAAUUUUGAGUAACGCCAGAAUACACAAUCAAAAGCAUCGGAACAUUCUUGAGGAAUUAUGCCCAAAUUGUGACCUUCUCUCCUCACAAUAAUUGUAUUCUUCCGAAUGACCUUCGGUUUUAGAUUGUUAUGUUAUAUUUAAGUACAAAUCAGCCUGAAGUGACAAUUGUGUUUUUUAUUCAUCAUGUUUUAAAUGUUAACAAUUAAUGAGAUGUGUUGUAGGUAUGUGUGUUGAAACAAAAAAAAAAAUUAAACCUUUAAAUUAAGAUCAAAAGAGAAAUAUACAUAUCUUUUUUCAACUA